CCAAUCAACACAUAAUAAAGAGAGCAUUACAUUACAAUAACUCUGUCUCUCUUUUUUAAAAUUAGGGAAACAAGGAAGCAAAAUGACACAAUAGUCCUUCUUCCCUGUUUCCACUUUCCAGGUUUUCUCCUUCUCGUUUGUUGAGCGCUUUUCUCUCCCUCUCCCUCUUCUUCACUCAGUCAGGUACGCUAACAAAUCUGCUAUUCAAUCAAUUCCUCUUUCUCUCUGAUCUACGUACGUGUCCGCAAACUGCACCUCCACUCUCCACUCAUUCCAUCUAAUCUUCCCUUUUCGCUUCAGAGAUCCAACUCCUCAUAUAAUUCAAGACAAAAUCCCGCGUUUUCUGCAUUUCUAGACGUUCUACCCUACAAGCUGCCGUAGAAAUUCAUUAUGGUGGCAACAGCUGCAACUUCAUCAUUUUUCCCUGUUACUUCACCCUCGCCGGACUCUGGUGGAGCAGGCAGCAAACUUGGUGGUGGGCCUGCGAACCUUGGAGGUCUAAAAUCCAAAUCUGUGUCUUCUGGUGGCUUGAAGGCAAAGGCACAAGCCCCUUUGAAAAUUAAUGGAACCACAGUUGUUACAUCUAAAGAAAUCUUGAAGCAUGAGGAUGAUCUACCUUCACCUCCCCCCAGGACUUUUAUCAACCAGUUACCUGAUUGGAGCAUGCUUCUUGCUGCCAUUACAACAAUUUUCUUGGCAGCUGAAAAGCAGUGGAUGAUGCUUGAUUGGAAGCCAAGGCGACCUGACAUGCUUAUUGACCCCUUUGGGAUAGGAAAAAUUGUUCAGGAUGGUCUCGUGUUCCGUGAAAACUUUUCUAUUAGAUCAUAUGAGAUUGGUGCUGAUCGAACCGCAUCUAUAGAAACAGUAAUGAACCAUUUGCAAGAAACUGCACUUAAUCAUGUUAAAAGUGCUGGGCUUCUUGGUGAUGGCUUCGGUUCCACGCCAGAAAUGUGCAAAAAGAACUUGAUAUGGGUAGUUACUCGGAUGCAGGUUGUGGUGGAUCGCUAUCCUACAUGGGGUGACGUAGUUCAAGUAGACACCUGGGCUUCUGGAUCAGGGAAGAAUGCUAUGCGCCGUGAUUGGGUUUUACGUGACUGCAAAACUGGUGAAAUCUUGACAAGAGCUUCCAGUGUUUGGGUCAUGAUGAAUAAGCUGACACGGAGGCUGUCUAAAAUUCCAGAAGAAGUCAGACAGGAGAUAGGAUCUUAUUUUGUGGAUUCUGAUCCAAUUCUAGAAGAGGAUAACAGAAAACUGACUAAACUUGACGACAACACAGCAGAUUAUAUUCGUACCGGUUUAAGUUCUAGGUGGAGUGAUCUAGAUAUCAAUCAGCAUGUCAACAAUGUGAAGUACAUUGACUGGAUUCUGGAGAGUGCUCCACAGCCAAUCUUGGAGAGUCAUGAGCUUUCUUCCGUGACUUUAGAGUAUAGGAGGGAGUGUGGUAGGGACAGUGUGCUGGAUUCCCUGACUGCUGUAUCUGGGGCCGACAUGGGCAAUCUAGCUCACAGUGGACAUGUUGAGUGCAAGCAUUUGCUUCGACUCGAAAAUGGUGCUGAGAUUGUGAGGGGCAGGACUGAGUGGAGGCCCAAACCUAUGAACAACAUUGGUGUUGUGAACCAGGUUCCAGCAGAAAGCACCUAAGAUUUUGAAAUGGUUAACGGUUGGAGUUGCAUCAGUCUCCUUGCUAUGUUUAGACUUAUUCUGGCCCCUGGGGAGAGUUUUGCUUGUGUCUGUCCAAUCAAUCUACAUAUCUUUAUAUCCUUCUAAUUUGUGUUACUUUGGUGGGUAAGGGGGAAAAGCUGCAGUAAACCUCAUUCUCUCUUUCUGCUGCUCCAUAUUUCAUUUCAUCUCUGAUUGCGCUACUGCUAGGCUGUCUUCAAUAUUUAAUUGCUUGAUCAAAAUAGCUAGGCAUGUAUAUUAUUAUUCUUUUCUCUUGGCUCAAUUAAAGAUGCAAUUUUCAUUGUGAACACAGCAUAAUUAUUAUUCUUAUUAUUUUUGUAUAGCCUGUAUGCAAGAAUGACUUGUCCAUCCAAUACAACCGUGAUUGUAUGCUCCAGCGUGUAUUUAUGCAAGCUUCCCACAUGGGAAUUAUUGUGUGCAAAA
Glycine soja is the source of this 2103-nucleotide messenger RNA. RefSeq names its product palmitoyl-acyl carrier protein thioesterase, chloroplastic-like. NCBI's taxonomy places the organism in Eukaryota, Viridiplantae, Streptophyta, Magnoliopsida, Fabales, Fabaceae. The transcript is spliced from 7 exons. Gene Ontology annotation, biological process: fatty acid biosynthetic process. The record is from RefSeq and is a predicted model, not a curated record. Gene Ontology annotation, molecular function: acyl carrier activity; fatty acyl-[ACP] hydrolase activity. The coding region runs from base 391 to 1641 and encodes 416 amino acids.